AUGGUGCGCAAGCGCGUCGACGAGCGCGUGCGGCGCUUCAUCGAGGAGGGCGUGGCCCUGGAGCAGCGGUCGCUCGUCGUGCUCGUCGGCGACUACGGCAAGGACCAGGUCGUGAACCUGCACGCGAUCCUGAGCAAGGCGCGCGUGCGCGCGCGGCCGUCGGUGCUCUGGUGCUACAAGAAGGAGCUCGGCUUCAGCACGCACCGCAAGAAGCGCAUGAAGGCGAUCAAGAAGCAGAUCGCGCGCGGGCUGCACGACGCGACGGACGAACCCUUCGAGCUCUUCAUCUCGCAGACGGACAUCCGCUGGUGCUACUACCGGGACACGCACAAGAUCCUCGGCGCGACCUACGGCACGCUCGUGCUCCAGGACUUCGAGGCGCUGACGCCGAACCUGCUCGCGCGGACGAUCGAGACCGUCGAGGGCGGCGGCCUCGUCGUCGUGCUGCUCCGGACCGUCACGUCGCUCAAGCAGCUCUACGCCAUGUCCAUGGACGUGCACGCGCGCUUCCGGGGCUCGGCGACGCGCGGCGAGUGCGUGCCGCGCUUCAACGAGCGCUUCAUCCUGAGCCUCGCGGACUGCCGGCGGUGCCUCGUCCUCGACGACGAGCUCAACGUGCUGCCCCUGAGCCGCAAGCACGUCGCCCGCUUCGAGGACGCGCCGCCGGACGCGCCGCCGCCGCCGUCGGCGGCCGUCAGGGCCGAGAUCGAGGACCUGGCGGCGACGCUCGCGGACGCGCCGCCGGCGGGCGAGCUCGUCGCCAAGGCGCGGACGCUCGACCAGGCGCGCGCGGUGCUCGCCUUCAUCGACGCCCUCGCGGAGCGCCGCGCGCGGUCCGUGACGACGCUCACGGCGCCGCGCGGCCGCGGCAAGUCCGCCGCGCUCGGCCUGUGCCUCGCGGCCGCCGUCGCGACGGGAUACGCGUCCGUCACGGCCCCGUCGCCGGAGAACGUGGGCACGGUCUUCGAGUUCCUGCUCGUGGGGCUCGAGGCUUUACAUUAUUCGGAGCACGGCGACUACGAGGUCCUCAAGCACCGCACCGACGGGGGCGACGACGUGCCCGUGCGCGUCAACGUCUACACGAAGAAGGACGGCGGCGAGCGGACGACGCGCCAGGUCGUCCAGUACGUGUCGCCCGGCGACCCGGAGAAGCUGAGCCACGCGGAGCUGCUCGUCAUCGACGAGGCCGCCGCGCUGCCGCUGCCGACGGUCAAGAAGCUCCUCGGGCCCUACGUCGUCUUCCUCGCGUCGACGGUGACGGGCUACGAGGGCACGGGCCGCGCGCUCCAGCUCAAGCUCAUCGCCCAGCUCCGCGCGCAGCACGCGCGCCGCGCGGUCACGGAAGCCGCGGCGGACGCGGCGGACGGCGUGCGGGGCGUCGCGCACGCGAAGAAGGGCGACCUCAAGCUCCACGAGGCGCGCUGGGCCGAGGCCUCCGCCGCCGCCAAGGGCGCGAGCGACGCCGGCGGCGCCAAGUCCCUGCGGGAGCUCGCGCUCGAGGCGCCGAUCCGCUACGCGGCGGGCGACGACGUCGAGGCCUGGUUGCACCGCGCGCUCUGCCUCGACUCGCCGAAGCGCGGCUGCUUCGCGCUGAGCCGGGGCCUGCCGGCGCCCGCGGCCUGCGGGCUGUACGAGGUCGACCGCGACGCGCUCUUCUCCUACCACGCGCUCAGCGAGCGGUUCCUCCAGCGCGUCAUGGCGCUCUACACCGCGGCGCACUACAAGAACCAGCCCAACGACCUGCAAUUGUUGAGCGACGCGCCGGCGCACCGGCUCUACGUGCUCCUGGGCCCCGUCGACGAGGCCGCGCCGCCGGGGACGCUGCCGGACGUGCUCGUCGUCGUCCAGGUCGCGCUCGAGGGGCUCAUCGCCGCGGACGUCGUCCGGGGCGCGCUCGCGCGCGGCGAGCGCGCGGCGGGCGACCUCGUGCCCUGGACGCUGUCACAGCAGUUCUGCGACCCGAGCUUCGCGAAGCUGUCGGGCGCGCGCGUCGUCCGGGUGGCGACGCAUCCCGACGCGCAGCGCAUGGGCUACGGCGCCAAGGCGCUCGCGGACCUGGUCAAGUACUUCGAGGGCGACCUCGACGAGGGCAUGGAGGACGACGACGACGACGAGGACGAGGACGAGGCGGCGGCGGCGGAGGACGACGACGACGCGUCGGACGACGACGCGUCGGACGACGACCGGGGCGAGAUCGCGCGGAUGAAGAGCCUCCGGAAGGAGGAGCUGAAGCCGCGGUCGAAGCUGCCGCCGCUGCUGGCGCCCGUGGGUGCCAAGGCCGCGCCGGCGCUCCAGUGGGUCGGCGCGUCCUUCGGACUCACGGAGGGCCUCUUCGAGUUCUGGGGCAAGCUCGGCAUGCGGCCCUGCUACGUGCGGCAGACGGCGAACGACGUCACGGGCGAGCACACGGCCAUCGUCCUGCGGGAGAUCCGGUCCGCGGCGGGCGUCCAGGCCGGCUGGUCCGACGCCUUCGUCGACGACUUCCGGCGGCGCGUCGGCGCGCUGCUCGGCGCGCCGUGCUUCCACGCCUUCCCCCUGUCCCUGAGCCUCGGCCUCCUGGGCGCGCGCGAUGCGUCCUCGGUCCUCAACGCGCGCGUCUUCGGCGGCGACGGCGGCGGCCGGUCUCUGCCGCCCGCGGCGGGGGCCGCGGAGCUCGGCUACGCGUUCACGGCCCACGACCUCGACCGCCUGGACCUCUACGCGAAGAACAUGGUGGACCACCACCUCAUCAGCGACCUCCUGCCGCGGCUCGGCGAGCUCUGCUUCGCGGGCAAGCUCGCGGGCGUCAAGCUCUCGCUGCUCCAGGCCGCCAUCGUGCUCGGCCUGAGCCUCCAGCGCAAGGACGUCGCCGACGUGGCCUCGGAGCUCAACCUGCCCGUGUCGCAGGCUUUGGCGCUCUACAACAAGGCCGUGCGCAAGUUCUCGGCCGCGAUCCGCGGCGUCCGCGAGGCCCACGUGCGCGACGUCGAGCUGGGCCUGGGCAAGCAGGACGCCGCGCGCCGCGAGGCGCGCGCGGCCAAGCUCACGCCCGUGGCCACGUCGCUCGACGACGAGCAGCGCGCGGCCGCGGACGACGCGGCGGCGGCGGCGGCGCCCGCGCGGUCCGGGCCGUCGCUCCUCGACGCCCUCGAGGACGCGGGCGACGACUUCGCCAUCGACGACGCGACGGCCGCGGCCCUCGCGCGCGCCGCCGACGGCGGCCUCCGCGACGGCGCGCUCGUCCAGGUGCCCUCGACCAAGGCGCCGCGCGCGCGCGGCGGCGACGAGCCCGCCGCCUCGCCGAAGAAGGCGAAGAAGCAGAAGCGCGACGGCGGCGGCGGCAAGAAGAAGAAGAUGCGGGGCGCUGCGUCCUUCGGCCGCGUGCUCGUGGCCAAUCGCGGCGAAAUUGCCCUCCGCAUCAUGCGCGCGUGCGCGGCGGAAGGCCUCGAGAGCGUCGCCGUGUGCGCGCGCGAGGACGCUAACUCGGCGCACGUCGCCGCGGCGACGACGUCCGUCGUCAUCGGCCACGAGUCGUCGAGCGGCGGGUCCGAGGGCGGGCCCAUCGCGCCCUACCUGGACGUCGACGGCAUCGUCGCCGCGGCGCUCGCGUCCGGCGCGGGCGCGGUGCACCCCGGCUACGGCUUCCUGAGCGAGUCCGCGGCCCUCGCGGGGGCCUGCGCGGCGAACGGCCUCGUCUUCGUCGGGCCGUCGGCGGCGGCCAUCGACACCUUCGGCGACAAGGUCACCGCGCGCGCGCUGGCGACGGACCUCGGCGUGCCCGUCGCCAGGGGCAGCGGCGAGGGCGACGCCUUCGCCGCGGGCGCCGACGUCGAGGCCUGGCUCGCCGCGGAGGGCCUGGAGUUCCCCGUCAUGCUCAAGGCCGCGUCCGGCGGCGGCGGCCGGGGCAUGCGCGUCUGCCGGUCCAUGGCCGAGGUCGCGCCGAACUUCGCGCGCUGCUCGAGCGAGGCCGCGGCGGCCUUCGGGGACUCGCGCGUCUUCGUCGAGGAGUUCGUCGAGGACGCCAAGCACCUCGAGGUCCAGGUGCUCUGGGACGCGCACGGCGACGGCGUCCACCUCUUCGAGCGCGACUGCUCCGUGCAGCGGCGGAACCAGAAGGUCGUCGAGUGGAGCCCGCCGCGCGACCUGUGCGAGGAGCUGCGGAGCACGCUCACGUCGAGCGCCCUGGACCUGACGCGGGCCGCGGGCUACGCCAACGCGGGCACCGUCGAGUUCCUCGUCCGCGGGCGCCUCGACGACGCGACCUCGCGGGCGUUCUUCAUGGAGGUCAACCCGCGCAUCCAGGUCGAGCACACGGUCACGGAGCUCACGACGGGCGUCGACCUCGUGCGCUGUCAGCUGCGCGUCGCCCGGGGCGAGACGCUCGCGGCCAUCGCGGCCCGGGGCGACGUCGGCGCCGUCUUUCCCCAGUCGGCCGUCGAGGCCAAACACUGGGCCAUGCAGUGCCGCGUCUCCGUCGCGCCGCCGACGAAGCCCGAGCACACGGGCGUCCUGACGGCCUACGACGAGCCCGCCGGCCACCGCGUCGACGCCGCGGGCGACCCCUGGCGGCCCGGCGACGCGCCGUCGACGCUCUACGAUCCGCUGAUGGCCAAGCUCUGCACGACCGUGCCCGCGGCCGAGCCCUUCGCCGCGCUCGUCGCCAAGACGCGGGACGCCGUCGCGAACUACGUCAUCGAGGGCGUGAACACGAACCUGGACGAGCACGCGGCGAUCCUCGACCACGCGCGCAUGGCCGACGACGCCAUCACGACGGGCUUCCUGGAGAAGGUGCUGGACGCCGCCGACGACGACGUCGACGAGGCGACGGCCGUGGACGUGGCGGGGCGCCCCCUGGCGGCGCCGUCGGCCGGCGCCGUCGUCGCGGUCCUGAAGCGGGCGGGCGACGCCGUCGCGCGCGGCGACGCGGUCGUCGUCCUGUCGUUCAUGAAGCUCGAAAUGGAGAUCAAGUCCGAGGUGUCGGGUUUUGUCGACGACGUGCUCGUGCGCGUCGGCGACCAGGUGGACCAGGCGCAGACGCUGGCGCUGACGUCGGGCAAGUACGCGCGGAAGCGCGCGACGGGGCCGGCCGCGGACCUCAAGCGGACGCGCCGCGAGAAGGUCGACGCCGUCGCGAGCGCCGACUACGCGCCGAGCGACGCGGAGCUCGCGGCGCUCGCGCGCUGCUGGCGGCCCGGCGGGCCCGACGUCGGCGCCUUGGACUCCGCGGCGGCCGACGCGGCGUUCUCGGAGCUCCCGGUCCUGGAGUCGCAGCUCGACGAGAACGGCGACGCCUACCGGGAGCGCGUCGCGCACCACCGCGCCCUGGCCGCCGAGCUCCGGGAGAAGCACGGCGCGCUGGCCGAGGGCGGCCGCGCGAAGAGCGUCGCGCGGCACCGGUCGCGCGGCAAGCGGCUGCCGCGCGAGCGCAUCGCCGCGAUCUGCGACGCCGGCGCGGACGUCCUCGAGCUGUCGCCCCUGGCCGCCGACGGCAUGUACGGCGGCGCCGUCGCGUCCGGCGGCAUCGUCACGGCGAUCGGCCCCGUGCGGGGCCGCGACUGCGUCUUCGUCGCGAACGACGCGACGAUCAAGGGCGGCACGUACCACCCCGUGACCGUCAAGAAGCACCUGCGCGCCCAGGCCGUCGCCGAGGCGCUGAAGCUGCCCUGCGUCUACCUCGUCGACAGCGGCGGCGCCUUCCUGCCGCUCCAGGACGAGAUCUUCCCGGACAAGGACCACUUCGGCCGCAUCUUCUACAACCAGGCCCGCAUGUCGGCGAAGCGCGUCCCCCAGGUCGCCUGCGUGCUCGGGUCCUGCACGGCCGGCGGCGCCUACCAGCCGGCCAUGUCCGACGAGGCGAUCAUCGUGCGCGGCAACGGCACGAUCUUCCUCGCGGGGCCGCCGCUCGUCAAGGCGGCGACGGGCGAGGAGAUCUCCGCGGAAUCGCUCGGCGGCGCGGACACGCACGCGGUCCACAGCGGCGUCGUGGACCACGCGGCGGACGACGAGGACGACGCCCUGCUCAAGUGCCGCGAGCUCGUGCACAACUUGGUCGACGCCGCGCCGGGCGCCGCCGCCGCGGACGACGCCGCGGGCGAGAAGCCCGCGUACGCCGCGGAGUCGAUCUACGGCGUGCUGCCGACGGACAACGCCCAGCUCUACGACCCGCGCGAGCUGCUGGCGCGCGUGCUCGACGGGAGCCGCUUCUCCGAGUUCAAGGCGCUCUACGGGCCGACGCUCGUCUGCGGCUUCGGCCGCGUCGACGGCCGCCGCGUCGGCGUGCUCGCGAACGGCGGCGUGCUCGACUCGAAGGCGUCCCAGAAGGGCGCCCACUUCGUCGAGCUCUGCAGCCAGCGGGGCGUGCCCGUGCUCUUCCUCCAGAACAUCACGGGCUUCUCCGUGGGGUCCGUCGCCGAGAAGGGCGGCAUCGCGCGCGACGGCGCGAAGCUCGUCGCGGCCGUGUCCUGCGCCGACCGGCGCGCCAACGUGCCCAAGAUCACGCUCCUCGUCGGCGGCAGCCACGGCGCGGGCAACUACGGCAUGUGCGGCCGGGCCUUCGAGCCCGACUUCCUCUUCUCGUACCCGAACUCGCGCAUCGGCGUCAUGGGCGCGGCCCAGGCCGCGGACACGCUCCUGACGGUGAAGCAGGCGGCCCUCGCCGCCGCGGGCGAGGCCCCGCUCGACGACGACGCGGCGGCGGCGUUCAAGCGGCCCGUCCAGGACUCCUUCGAGGCCCAGGCGAGCCCCUACUACGCGACGGCGCGCCUCUGGGACGACGGCGUCAUCGACCCCAAGGACACGCGCGCGGUGCUGGCCAAGGCGCUGAAGGUCGUGUCGGGGAAGGAGCGCGGCGACCUCGGCCGCGGCGUCUUCCGCAUCCCGACGCUCGCCCGCGUCAAGAAGACGCGCGAGGCCUUCGACGAGAAGGACAGCGCCGCGAGCCAGAUCGCCCACGACGCGACGCUCAAGGACUGGGAGGAGGACGGCCACAACAGCGGCGCCCACGCGGAGGCGUGCUACCGCCGCGUCGACGCGGCGCAGGUCGGCCUGUGCGCGGCGAUCGUGCUCGAGUCCGCCCUCGGCGGCGACGUCUCCCGCCCCCGCCUCCUCUCGCUCGCCCUGACGCUGGCCCUGGCCUACGGCCUGCGCGAGGCCACGGCGCGGCUCUGGUACGCGCGGCACUACACCCGCGAACACGGCAGGGAAACCUGGGAGCUCGACAACUACGCCAAGGGCGAGCGCGAGGAGAUGGUCGGGUUGUGGAUGUUCAAGGGCCUGGCGCGGCCCGACGCCGAGCGCGUCAUCGCGACCCUGAGCGACUACAAGGCCUUCUUCGUGAACCUCAUGAUGACCGAGGAGCUCCGCAUGUUCGAGCCCGCCGCGAAUCCCGGCGCGCAGUGCGCGCAGCUCGCGGCCUGCGUGGCCCUCGGCGCGGCCCUGCCCCUCUGCUGCGGGGGACUGGCCGCCGCCUGCGCGCCGGCGGUCGCCGGGGGCGCCUACGGCGCGUCGCUCGACGGCUCGUCGCCGGCCGGCGCCGCGUCGUUCGCGACCUUCGCGGCCGCGACGGCGGCCCUCGCCUGGACGGGCGGCUGGCGGGCCUCCUUCUCCCGCCUCGCCUACACGCGCCACGCCCUCGAGUCCGCGAGCGUCGGCUUCGCCUGCCUCCUCCUCCCCAAACUCUGCGCGGCGCUCGUCGCGUGAUCGACCGGUCCGCUUCCCGCGGGGGGCACCCCCGCGGCUCGAGUAAUCAGACCUGCUGUGUU
This is a messenger RNA of Aureococcus anophagefferens, 7739 nucleotides long. RefSeq lists its product as hypothetical. Gene Ontology annotation, molecular function: metal ion binding; 18S rRNA cytidine N-acetyltransferase activity; tRNA binding. Bases 1 to 7677 code for a protein of 2558 amino acids. Gene Ontology annotation, biological process: intracellular manganese ion homeostasis; rRNA acetylation involved in maturation of SSU-rRNA. The record is from RefSeq and is a predicted model, not a curated record. NCBI's taxonomy places the organism in Eukaryota, Pelagophyceae, Pelagomonadales, Pelagomonadaceae. The transcript is spliced from 5 exons. Gene Ontology annotation, cellular component: nucleolus; 90S preribosome.